This is a messenger RNA of Tachysurus fulvidraco (yellow catfish), 2029 nucleotides long. Its product is annotated as potassium voltage-gated channel subfamily S member 2. Gene Ontology annotation, molecular function: delayed rectifier potassium channel activity; protein binding. The transcript has 3 exons. The coding region runs from base 238 to 1752 and encodes 504 amino acids. The record is from RefSeq and is a predicted model, not a curated record. Gene Ontology annotation, biological process: potassium ion transmembrane transport; protein homooligomerization; regulation of delayed rectifier potassium channel activity. Lineage: Eukaryota; Metazoa; Chordata; Actinopteri; Siluriformes; Bagridae. Gene Ontology annotation, cellular component: voltage-gated potassium channel complex; membrane.
GAGGAAAAAAAAACAAAAACGUGCCGGUCUGCUGCUCUGAGACACGUGCUUUGUGCGAGACGCUCAGUUUUCAAGAGGGCGUCGUUUGCGGCGAAAAUCCUCGUCUCUUUUUCCGUCAGAGGUGGAAGCGGAGCACAUAAAAAGCCUAUAUUGAGAAACUUGUUUAUCGAAUACGGAACAUGUCGUGGGAAAAAGAAAUGAAACAUACAAGCAGAACGUGAGUUCACGUGUUUCUGCAUGUUUUCAGACAAACACAAUAUGGAGAACAAGAACCUUCCUGAUUGUGAUCAGGAUCCAGAUGACCACCUGGUUAACGUCAACGUGGGUGGUCUAAAGCACAGUUUCUCUUCUAGCACUCUACUGAGGUUUCCAAACACACGGCUAUGUCGUCUUCUGUCCUGUGACUCUGUGGAAGCCAUUUUGCAGGUUUGCGAUGACUAUGACCUUCAGGAGAAGGAAUUUUACUUUGACAGAAACCCUAAUCUCUUUCCUUAUGUCUUCCAUUUCUAUCACACUGGAAAAUUGCACAUCAUGGAGGAACUAUGCAUAUUUUCUUUCUGCCAGGAGAUUGAGUACUGGGGCAUAAACGAGUUUUUCUUGGAUAGUUGCUGCAAUUAUCUUUAUCAUGAUCGCAGGUUAGAGAACCGUCACAAGUCCUGGGAUGAGGAAAGUGAUGUAAGCAGUGUAGACACUACUGUGGAUGAGAUAUCUGACCUUAACAAGGAUAUUCAACAUUUUCAGGACAUGCGUUUUGGUAAUAUACGCAAGUGCCUGUGGUUAACCUUGGAAAACCCAGGAUAUUCCAUUCCAAGCAAGCUCUUCAGCUUGGUUUCGAUCAUUGUUGUGCUAAUGUCAAUUGCUACCAUGUGCAUCAACAGCAUCCCAGAGUACCAGAUUUUUGACGAUAGUGGUCAGCUAAUUGAGGAUCCAACCAUGCAAGCUUUGGAGAUUUUUUGCAUCUGCUGGUUCACUUUUGAAGUAGUAACACGCAUGAUCCUUGCACCAAACCGUCGGAAGUUUUUCAUUCAUCCUUUAAACAUGAUUGAUAUUGUUUCUGUGGUACCUAUCUAUAUCACACUUUUUUUUGACCUGCUUGCUGGUAGUGAAUCAGAGCUGGAAAACAUUGGAAAAAUAGUUCAGGUUUUUAGGCUCAUGAGGAUCUUCAGGGUUCUGAAAUUGGCCAGACACUCAACAGGCCUGAGAUCAUUAGGUGCUACAUUACGGCACAGUUACAGAGAGGUGGGCAUCCUUCUACUGUACCUGGCUGUAGGCGUAUCUGUCUUCUCUGGCGUGGCUUACACUGCAGAGUAUGAAGAGGAUGUCGGUUUGGACACCAUUCCUGCUUGCUGGUGGUGGGGUACAGUAAGCAUGACCACUGUUGGCUAUGGGGAUGUUGUUCCUGUCACUGUGGCAGGAAAGUUAGCAGCUUCUGGGUGUAUCUUGGGUGGCACUUUAGUAGUGGCCUUACCCAUUACCAUCAUCUUCAACAAGUUCUCGCAUUUCUACCGCAAACAGAAGGCUUUGGAGGCUUCUGUGAGAAAUAACAACAAGAAGGGACGUACACAAGUGAAGGAAGAAGGAUCUGAAGGUGAUAGCCAGUGUUUGGAGGAUGAGGAAAAGGAAGCAGAACAAGAUGGGGAGAAUGAAGGAGGGAUAGUAAAUUACAGUUUUGUACAUAAUCUUUCAGCAUCUUCUACACAAUGUGUGAUGAAUGAUACAUUUUCAAGGGGUAAAGAACUUUAUCAUCUCUGAGACAUUUAUCCAUUAUCUACAGUAGUACAAAAAAUAUGUAGAUAUAUAACCCUCGGUUCAUACCCUUAAUUAUACUUGAGCAUAUAUAAUUCCCCUUAUGUAAAUAUGUUUUUGUAUGUAUAUUCAGUUGAGUUUAAUUUUAUUUUGUAUAGAGUUCUUACCAAUGGACAUUAACACAAAGCAGUUUUACAGAAAUAUAUAAAUUCCAGAUAUAAAUUAAUAAUGCAUAGAUUUAUCCCUAUAUGUGGGCUAAUCAAGAAUUGUAUGUACAAUUGGA